AUGGACUUCCUUGAUAUCGCUUUCUGGAAGAUAAUGGCGUCUUUGGUACCGACACUUUCUUCUACAAUUUCCCGCCUAAACCUCCUUCCCAAACCCUCACUUCACCACACACUAGGCGCUUUUAGAAAAUCGCAAUUACACCCAAAACUACGAAGACCCACUUGGUCUCCUGUCAAAUCUUCAUUCAGUUCGUUAUCAGCUCUCAUGUCUACUUCGAAGUUCAAUUCCCAAGAGACCCAUAUCGGAAACCCAUCAACUCUAGAUGGUGAUUUGAUUGUUUUGGGCAUCGAGACCAGCUGUGACGACACCGCCGCCGCCGUUGUUCGAAGUAAUGGUGAAAUUCUCAGUCAAGUUGUGUCUUCUCAGGCUGACCUGCUUGCCAAAUAUGGAGGAGUUGCUCCUAAAAUGGCAGAAGAAGCACACUCACAAGUCAUUGAUCAGGUAGUACAGGAAGCCCUUGAUAAAGCUAAAUUAACAGAGAGGUCUCUUUCUGCUGUUGCUGUCACUAUUGGUCCUGGUUUAAGUCUCUGUCUUCGUGUUGGAGUACAGAAAGCUCGGAAAAUUGCUGGUGGUUUCAAUCUACCUAUAGUUGGUGUCCAUCACAUGGAAGCUCAUGCUUUAGUAGCCAGGUAA
Ilex paraguariensis (yerba mate) is the source of this 633-nucleotide messenger RNA. NCBI's taxonomy places the organism in Eukaryota, Viridiplantae, Streptophyta, Magnoliopsida, Aquifoliales, Aquifoliaceae. The record is from the annotation of a GenBank genome assembly.